Molecule: messenger RNA, 396 nt
Organism: Blepharisma stoltei
Lineage: Eukaryota; Ciliophora; Heterotrichea; Heterotrichida; Blepharismidae
Source: the annotation of a GenBank genome assembly
AUGGCACUACAAUGCGGCAUGGGCUUUGGCUAUAUCACUGGGUUUUUAUUUUCGACUGUAGAAGCAGCUCAUGCCUUUAGUACAAUUGUUCUAUUUCCUUUGCAAGCAUUUGGAGGAGAAAAUGUAAAGAUAAACUCAAUUCCUAUCAGUUGGAGAUGGAUUACUUAUAUUACUGUAACAUUUAUUUAGCCUUUUAAAUGGGUUUUUCAAGGAUAUACUGUCAAUGAAUAUACCGAUUGGGAAAAAGAUUGUGAUACAGAUUGUGACCUAAUAGGAGACUUAGGAUGGUCUGAUCAACAAUGGCAAGGAAUUGUUGGGAUUAUUGUCUUAAGCACUUGUGUCAGGCUGAUUGCAUUUUUUAUAUUGAAAUUACAGACCCGUAAUAGAAGAUCCUAA